UGGAAUAUGUCAAAUCAUACCUACAGCAUGAAGCAUUUCGUAUAUUAAAUUAUACAUAUUUCAAAUCUUACUUUGUAUCCAAACUAUAAUAGUUAAGAUUGGCUGGUUGGUAGCACUUUUAUUAUAUACAGGAAUUGGAAAUUUUGUAUGACAGAAAUUGUUUAAACCACAAAUAGAAAAUGGCAACAGCCACUGGUAGGAUACGAAACAAAGGUUAUUCUUUAUCAAUCCAAGGUUAAUCAAGUAUCUAGUAUCAUUGACAAUAUGAGUGAUGAUGAUAAUCGAGAUACAACUGAUCAUGAAGAAUCAAAAGUGUCCAAAGAUAGUCAAAAUCCUUCCUUGCCACAAUUAAAUAAUCAAGAAACAAUCAUCCAAAGAUUACGAGAUAUUCCCAUUGAUAAAUUAAAGGAAAUCAUAACCAAUCAAAUCGAUUUAGAAAUCAGAUUAAAACAUAAAGAAUUGAAAUUAACUGAACAAGAAAUUGGAAAAAUUGAAUCUCAAAUGCUUAUACUACGGAAAUUCUUUGAAAUACCGAAUAAUGUUAAGAUUGAUAAUGAACCAAAUGAAUUCACCUUGAAAUAUUUUGAUUUAUUGAAUAAAUCAUUGACUUUGACUUAUAAUGAUGUGGUCAAAAAUCAAAAUCAAAUCCCUGUCCUGCUGGCUGGUGAAGGAUUAUUCAAAGCUGAUUAUCUUGAUCAUGAAUCAAGUAUUCGAAAUGAUUAUAAUCCAUAUGGAGUAGGUCAUUCAUAUAGAACAAGAUCAACCACUUCAUCAUUAAGACCAUCCCAUUAUACUUUCCCAGUAGUUCAAUCAGAAUCACAAACUCUGACUGCAAGUACUACAACUGCAACAGCAGCAGUAACAGCAGCAACAAUAUCAACAGCAGCAACGGCGCAAAUUCCAUCACCAGGUUCAUCCAUAUCAACCACCGCAUCAUCAAUCUCAGCUCCUGUACCGAUUGCACAAAACUUUGUUCCUGCAAGAAUCACAAAUCAACAUUUAGGUUGUCUUUAUAGACGUACCGAUGGAGUUAUAGUUAAAUUAACUUGUCCAGAUUGUCAAAGAAGUAAUUUUUCAUCAGCACAAGGUUUUUUAAAUCAUAGUAGAAUUGCUCAUUCUAAAGAAUAUACAUCGCAAGAUGCCGCUGCAUUGAAAUGUGGAUCGAUAAUUCCUGAAAUCAAACAAGAACCAAAUGGUGAAAGAAGUAUUCAACGAUUGAUUGAAAGAGGGAUAGAUCCCAAUAAGAAUAUUAACGUGAAUGAAAUUUAUUUCAAUGGGUAUACUGAUACUUAUGAUGAUCCAUCGAAUAACUCAAGUGCUAGGAAUUCCACCACUGGUCCAAAUACAAGAAAUAGUAGUGUUGAAUCAAAUACUAUCAAAUCAGAGAAUGUAUCAUUACAUGAUGUUAAUGUGAAACCACCUCUGGAAGGUGAGUUAUUGAAAAAGAUUAUUAAAGAAGGAAAGAUGAAUAAAGAAGACUAUGAGAAAUUAGUAGAUGAAACUAAGAAGCCACUUAAUAAUGUUCAUUUAUUUGAUGAUGAAUUUGAAGAAGAAGAUACUACUGCUGGUGAAUUAGAAUCAGGUGCUUCAACUACAAAUCUUUCUAAUUUAGUUAUGGAAAGAAGUAAAUUAAAAAGACGGAAAUCUAGAGGUGGAAUUAAUAUUACGGUCACGCGAGGUGAUAGUGGAUUAGAAAUCCAAGGUGAUGAUGAAGAUGAGGGAGAUGACGAUGAAGAUGACGAAGAAGGUAAGAAUGAACAAGUAACCGGCAUUACCGAUAAGGCACCAAUCGAAGUCAAUACUACAAGUAAAGAAUCAAGUCAGGAUAUUGAACCUGAGCCGGAAACUAAAAGAAAGAGAAAAUCAUAGAGAGUAAGUGGUAUUCAAAAGUAUAUUGUAUAAUUAAUUAAAAUAGGGGUAAAUAGUUUUUAGUAAAAAGUUAUUAAAUUAGCGUAUCAAAUCA
Molecule: messenger RNA, 1963 nt
Organism: Scheffersomyces coipomensis
Lineage: Eukaryota; Fungi; Ascomycota; Pichiomycetes; Serinales; Debaryomycetaceae
Exons: 1
Coding region: 265-1869 (534 amino acids)
Source: RefSeq, a predicted model, not a curated record